This is a messenger RNA of Mytilus californianus (California mussel), 3739 nucleotides long. RefSeq lists its product as uncharacterized. Lineage: Eukaryota; Metazoa; Mollusca; Bivalvia; Mytilida; Mytilidae. The record is from RefSeq and is a predicted model, not a curated record. Gene Ontology annotation, molecular function: oxidoreductase activity; copper ion binding. The transcript has 3 exons. Gene Ontology annotation, biological process: iron ion transport. Gene Ontology annotation, cellular component: plasma membrane. Bases 134 to 2050 code for a protein of 638 amino acids.
AUUUAUUUAUCUAAGUAGAUUUAUGGAAUAAACUGUGUUGGGGUUUUUUGACCAUUUAUGUAAUUUAUGUUCUUUGAAAAGAAUAGUAUCAUACAUUAAAGACGGAUUAUGCAAUGAAAGGUGUGCAAAAACCAUGCAGAGAAUGAUGACUUUAACUCAGCUUUUAUUCUGUGCAAUUGUACACAAGGUUUUAAGUUUUGAAUGUGAUAUAUCGCACAAUGUCUGUGAAACAUUUCUAAAUAUAGAACACCGCCUGACCAUGAUGCAUCCUACAGAAAAAGCCGUUUAUCCAAAAAAAGGAAAACUUUAUAAAUAUGACGUCACUAACACGAUUGAUGCCACACAAAUAACAUUAGAUGACGUAAUUACAGCAGACGGAUGGGAAACUGCUCGUUUGGUUGUAGUAGCAAAUGGGACAAUGCCAGGUCCUCCAAUUAUUGUCUAUGAAGGUCAAACCGUUAUUAUUCAUGUAACAAACCAUUUGAAAUCUGAAGAUGUUACAAUUCAUUGGCAUGGACUUCCACAAUUAGGAAGUCCCUUUAUGGAUGGUGUGCCUUUUCUUUCUCAGUGUCCAAUAUCCGCAGGUCAAACAUUUAUUUAUAAAUUUAUAGCAUCACAUAAAGGAACCUACUGGUAUCAUUCUCAUGUCGGAUCUCAAAGGUCAAAAGGACUGUUUGGUGCGUUUAUAAUUAGGGAAAGAAAACCUGUUGAAAUUGAGGAACAUAUCUUAACAAUUCAGGAGUGGAAUCAUGAUUGGGACUCUGACAUGGAAGACGCUAGAAUGGUGUUUGGUGGAUACGACAACCGUGAGAAAUUUCAGGUGUCAAGAUCUUUAGAUGGACAAUUUUUCAGUUUACUAAAAGCUCAUUCUGGAUUGAUUAAUGGAAAAGGACGAUUCUGGGAUCCUCAUAAAAAUACUCACAAUGAAGCUCCUCUUGAAAUAUUUACUGUCAAAAACGGAACCAAAUACAGAUUUCGAAUAAUUGGAGUUGGUGCUCUAUAUCCUUGGACCAUAUCAGUAGACAGUCAUAAAAUAGCUGUUGUGGCAUCUGAUGGUUUUGAUGUAGAACCACAGAUGGCCGAUUCUGUAAUUAUUAAUGCCGGUGAGAGGUAUGACGUCAUCAUUGUCGCUGAUCAACCAGUAGGAAAUUAUUGGAUAAGAGCAAAAACUCUAGAAUCGAACCGUAAUACAUCUGUUGAAGCUAUACUCCAUUACCAGGGGGCUUCAGAUACCGAACCGUCAUCAACUCCACGUAACUGUACAGAUGUCGAUAAAUGUUUGGUAGUAAAUUGCUUUUUCACAUAUUAUCCACAUAAUGAAUUUACAUUAUGUUUACCUGUUGACCAGUUAAAACAAAAUUCCGACAACGAUCAGGCACCUAAAGUAGUUCAAGGUAAAUUUAAAGAAUUUUUCUUAAAUUUUGCUUUUCCCGGAGACACAUUUACCCCGGGAUCUGUGAAUGGCAGAAGAUUCAUUUCGCCAACGACAACAGCACUGACAAAUCCAAAGGAUAUGGACUAUCCAUGUGAUAAAAGUGAUUGUGACGAACAAAAAAUUUGCACUUGUACAUAUUCAUUAAAUCUUAAAUAUGGAGAUACCGUCCAAAUGGUAUUUCUCAAUAUGGGCAGCGGGAAAGGGUGGGCACAUCCAAUUCAUAUGCAUGGGCAUACUUUUUAUGUACUGAAAAUGGGAUAUGCACAAUACGACAACAGAACUGGAGAAAUGAUUGGAGAAAAUGAAGAUAUAGAUUGCAGAGGUGGUGUAGCCAAGAACGAAAGUUUUUGUAACGAUGCCACAUGGAGCAAUCCAUCAUGGGUUGAUGGUAAUAUACCGGAGCUAGAAUUGAAGAAACCAGUACGCAAGGAUACUAUUAUUGUGCCAAGUGGGGGAUAUGUUGUAACACGUAUAGUUGCCGAUAAUCCAGGAGUUUGGUUUAUGCAUUGUCAUAUUGAACUUCAUGCUAAUGAUGGGAUGGCAAUCCUUAUUAAUGAAUCUUAUGCUAAUCAUCCAUCUCCGCCAAUCAAUUUUCCACGCUGUCAUAGUUAUUAAGAAUAUGAUUCAACGAUUACAAAAAGACAACAAGAUGAUGGAAACUUUGAUAUCAAUGAUCUCUAUACAGAAAGAAAUUAUUGGAUAAUGUUUGGUGUUCUAUGUGCAGUGAUAGUAUUGCAGUUUAUCAUUAUAUUGUGGAAAUGUUGUUGUGAACGAUCAAAGGACAAACCUGAAAAAUCAUAUGACAUAAAUGGUCAUUUAAAUUCUGGUUUUACUUCGAAAAUAUAAUAAUUAUUGUUAUACCAUUCUUAAAUCUACUUUAACUAGCAAUUAAUUUCGCAUAUCACUAACAAUUUGAUAGUGUGCAGUAUUGAUAGCGAUUUUAGUUAUAACACAAAUUUGGUUUUCAUAGCUAUUUGUUAACCUCUGCAAAGACCAAUUAUAUUAUGCAAAACGGGUUGCAACUACUUAUAACUCGAUUUCUCAAGAACUAAAAAAAAAAACUCUUCGUGGUUGAAUUUUACUUUUUAAUUUGAAGUGUACAUAUAUAUCAUUCGACGAAAUCUGUACCUGAAAUUUGACAUUGUAGAUAUAUUAUUGUUACUUCCAAGUGUUUUUUAUUUAAAAUCUCGAAGCAUUUCUCUUACUCUGGAACAUCCGUCUGGUUGUGCGGAUAUGGCAUAUUAAUGGUUUGAUCGCAGGCUAUAAUGAUUCAACAAGGCAUUAUUUCAAUUCAUACUGAACAUAAAUGUUAUCAAAGCAGACACGAGUCUCCAUCUUGAGUAUACGUUAAUGCACCUUUUGUUAAAACACGUUCAAUCGUGUUUUCAAUUCGUGUAGGUUUUCUUUGUAAAAAGCCUAAAUGAAUUUGCACCUACUUCUGAUCAUUAUGUACAUUAUGUAAGAGACUUGACAGUUACCAGGGUUUUCCCAAAUUUGUAAUGUAAAUAGGUAUUGAUUUAUAGAAUACCUUAUGUUAAGUACAUUUAUAAAUCUCUCACAAUUGUGUUAAAUAGAUUUAUAUUUUCAUCUUGGUUUUUGCUUACGUAAGUAUGCGCUUUUGGUGGUACUAAUUACAGUUUAUUAAAAAAAACAUACAAGGAUUUCAAUCCUUAUUUAGUGUAAUAUAUAUAUACAUAUAUAGAUGAUAGACAUGAUUAUUCAGAUAUGUCUACCUAUGUGUAGUGACAACUGAAAAUUAUACCUUGUCCAUCGGAUUUCUUAUCAAUUAAGAAAUACAAGGCGUUAGAAUAUUCAUGAAGUGCCUAGAAAAUCAACCUAACAAUGUUAUAGUAGAUCUAAUUCUUUACUUCCUCCCCGAUCCUGGCUGGAACCUGUACUUUUACUUCUCACUUCUACGGCAACACCGCCUAGUUGGUCGAGUUGUCUAGGGCACUGGAAACAAUGCAGGCGGUGUUGCCACGAUCUCACAGAAGUUCGAAUUCCGCUGAGGGAAGAACAAACAUUUGAUUACGCUAAUUUGCAGAUCUAACAUUGUUGGGCUAAGUUUGAGACAAAGUAUAAAAUUGCCUAACAAUUUAAUUUUAACACACUAUUUAGUAUGUAAAUAUUGAAAUGUUAAAUAUAAUUACAAUGCGAUAAAAAUAAACGCAAUAUUUCGCUAGACAAACCAGCUUCAUCGAGCGUGCAUCUAUCUAGGUGAAAUCGGAUGCAAAUAAGAAACUUUUGCAGCUCAUUGUACAUUGAAUUUUGCUGCUUAAUAAAUAAAUUUUGAAUUUGGAUGAA